CCUUCGGUCUUGUUAACUGUACUUAAAGAGUGAGAUUUUAACCCUAUUUCUCUCUCUCCUGAAAUUUUAUACCAGUUUCUCUUUCGCUCUCACAUUCGCGUUCCUGUACCACUCUCUCUGUCUCUCUUUGGCUAUUUCUCAUUUGAAAUCCAAGAUGAAGAAAUCAAGUGGUUCUCAAAGAAAAGGUGGACCAUUAAAGGGGAUUUCAUCUCCAAGCUUCAAUUCAAUGCAGCAGGUUCCUAAUGGAGAUCAGAGAAAGUUCAAAUGGGGACAGGAGAACAAUCCAGGAGUCGAUCCCAACGUUCAGAAGAUCGACUCUCUCCCUUCUUUUCAAAAACCAUCUGUUGAAAAGGGUCGCAAUCCUAAAAGCAAUGAAGAAUGUAAAUCUCCAUCUGCUUCUUCUGGUUCUGAUGUUAAGGUUUUUGCAAGGAUUAGGCCACAAAGUAAUCUCGAAAGUGAAGGAUCACAAAUUGUGCGAAAUGUGUCUUCUGAUUCUUUGGCUGUUGGUGACCAAAUAUUUGGAUUUGACUCUGUUCUCGAUUCAAAAUCCACUCAGGAAGAUAUGUUUAAGCUGGUUGGCAUCCCACUAGUGGAGAACUGCUUAGCUGGGUUUAAUUGUUCGAUUUUGUGUUAUGGCCAGACUGGCGGUGGAAAGACAUACACAAUGUGGGGCCCCCAAAAUUCUAUGGUUGAAGAAAUCUCUUGCAACAGCCAACAUGGCCUUGCUCCCCGUAUAUUUAAGCAGCUAUUCUUGGAGAUACAAAAAGAACAAGAAAUCAGUGAUAAGUUGGUCAAUUACCAAUGCCGAUGUUCCUUUCUAGAGAUUUACAAUGACAAAAUCUCAGAUUUGCUGGAUCCAACCCAACGGAAUCUCCAAAUUAAAGAAGAUGUGAAGAAUAGUGUGUAUGUUGAGAAUUUGACAGAGGAAUAUGUGUCUGCAGUGGAAGAUAUAACCCAUCUUUUAAUCAAGGGACUUUCAAAUAGAAAGAUGGGAGGGACUAGUAUGAAUUCUAAAAGUUCUCGAUCUCAUAUUGUUUUCACUUGCAUCAUUGAAUCUUGGUGCAAGGAAUCUUCAUCAAGUUCAUUUAAUAGUACGAAGACUAGCAGAAUCAAUCUUGUUGAUCUUGCUGGAUUAGAGAGACAAAAGCUCGGCAAUGGAGAUAACGAGCGCAAAAAGGAAGCCAGGAAUGUGAAUCAAUCUCUUUCACAGCUUGGGAACUUGAUCUAUACUCUUUCUGAUGUAAAUCUGUCUGGAAAACCAAGAAGUGUUCCAUAUAAACAGUCCAGUCUGACAUACUUGUUGCAGGAUUGCAUUGGUGGCAAUGCAAAGCUUGCAAUUGUAUGCUCCAUUUCUCCAGAAGAAAGAUGCAAGUGUGAGACAUUGAGCACUUUACGGUUUGGACUCAGAGCAAAAGUUGUACAGAACAACGCAGUUGUGAAUGAAAUAACAGAGGAUGAUAUGAAUGAUUUAAGUGAUCAGAUCCGGCUGUUGAAGGAAGAGCUUGUGAGAGUGAAGACAGAUGGAAAGUCUUAUACUAACAGAGGGUAUUUUACAGGAUCUGAUGCACGUAAAAGCUUGAACAUUCUUAGGUCGAGUCUGAAUCGUUCCUUGUUACUGCCUAAACUCGAUGAUGUUAUUGAGGAAGAAAUGAAUAUUGAUGAAGCAGAUGUAAAGGAACUAUGUAUUCAACUGGACGAAUUGCAUGCUUCCUGUGAAGAGAAUGUGGAGGAAGACUGGGCCAAAUCCCCCUCUUGUGAACCAGGCAUGCUGUCUGCUUCCACAAAUGGGUGUAUAAAUAAUUCAGAUUUAUUAAAAGAUUCUCAAAUGCAAACCAGUGAAAUCCAGACAUGUUCAAUCGAUGAUGGCUUUUCCAACCCUGAAAAUGGCUCAAGACAGGGUUUACAAGGCAAUAACUCGGAAGAGAUGGAUCUUUCAAGAAAUGUUCAUGAUGCUACCAUGAACCUUUCAAUUGGUCAAGGACCUGCAAAACCAGUUGGAGAUUUGGCAGAAAUUACGAAGGAUGGGUCACUUAGGGAUUCUUUGAGGAUAUCUGAUGAUUCAGUUACCACUAAAGAUUGCCAACCUGCACUCAAUCUCAAGGAUCCAACCUCAUGUGAGUCUCCAAGAUUUGAAACUAACAGAAAGAAAAACAUCAUAAACCUAUCGAAUCUCUCUACAUGCCAUGAUCAAUCAUCCGAGACUCCUAAUAAUUCCACCCAAAAAAAUUUGAGAUCUUCACUUGCAGAGUCUGUAAGAAAGAGUAGCAAUGUAUUAUAUGCCUCGUUCAACAAAAAUAUUAAAAGCCCGGCUGAGUCUUUGGCUGCCAGUCUUCAUAGGGGUCUUGAAAUUAUCGAAAAUCAUGAGAGGGGAUCAGCUUCUAUGCAAUCCUCAGUAGAGUUUUCAUUUCAAACUUUGGGGUGGAGACCAUCUCAAGCAGUUGAUAAAGUGGAUGCCAGCAUGCAGACAAUAUCAGAGGAUGGAGCCCCCUUUAGUGGUGUUCCUGUUUUAUAUCUGUGUUCAUCUUGCAAGAAGUUGGACAUGGACAGAAACUCUUUGGUUAAUGGAACAGAUGACCAUGAUUACUCGCAUUGGUCGUUGGUACUUUCAAACGGCUCAGAGACUCUAGAAGGAUCUAAGGUUCGUGUAAGUAAGGAAGUUCGAGACAUUUUGGCAAGUUCUAUCAAAAGGGAGAUAACAUCUGACAUUAAUCUUGUGAAUAGGAUGCAUGAGGGAGACAAGCAGGAGAACCACACAGGGACGUUAGAUGCUGAUAAUGGAACAAAAGAGCUGCAAAUUGAGCUGCAGCAUGAACACAAGAGUUCUUUCAAUCCAGAAGAGAGAGAAUUUCUCCUCAAGGAGAUUCAGGACUUGAGAAAUCAGUUACAGGCAUAUAAAGACUCACCUGCUAAUUCACAUGAGACACCAAAUAGUAUCAUUUCAUUGAAACAAAGCCAAUGCCCAACUGAAAGAAGUAAUAAUGAAGAAUUUGAGCUUGAAAGGCAAAGAUGGACUGAGAUGGAAAGCCGCUGGAUUUCUUUAACAGAAGAAUUGACACUUGAUCUUGAUUCAAAUCGUAGACUUGCAGAGAAAAAAGAGCAAGAACUAAAUGCAGAGAAGAAGUGUUCGGAGGAGUUGGAUGAUGCAUUGCAGAGGGCCAUCCAUGGUCAUGCUAGAAUCAUUGAACACUACUCAGAGCUUCAAGAAAAGUAUAACUCUUUGCUUUUGCGUCACCGUAAGAUCCAAGAAGGCAUUGCAGAUGUUAAGAGAGCAGCUGCCAGAGCAGGAGCCAAGGGUCGUGGUUCCAAGUUCCUUGAUUCCCUUGCAGCUGAGCUUUCAGCUUUGAGGGUAGAGAGAGAGAGAGAGAGGGAGUAUCUCAAGAAAGAGAACACAGGACUUAGAACCCAAUUGAGAGACACUGCAGAAGCUGUGCACACAGCUGGAGAGCUCCUUGUGAGACUGAAAGAAGCUGAGGAGACCGCAGCGAUUGCAGAGGAGGGUCAUGUGAAAGCCAAACAAGAGACGCAGAAAGUGAAGAAAGAAAUGGAGAAAAUGAAGAAAAGACAUGCGGAGGAGAUUGCUAGAUUUAAGCAGUUUCUCGCUGAAACCCGGCUGCCUAAAUCAGCUCUGAAACCAUUACUGCGUGAUUCAGAGAAUGCGUACAGGGAGCUUCAAGAAGAAAACCAAGAGUGGAGAUCUGAGUUUGAGCCUUUCUAUCAACAAAGUAAUGACUGGUCCAAAGGACCUGUAUUCACUGAUCCGCCACAUUCAGGGGCCCAAAGCAAGAUAAAUAAUGGGAUUUGGGAGAAGUGGAGCCAACCUUGAGUUGCUCCAUCCUUUACAUGUUAUAAUCAUGAUGUAUUUCUGUUGUAUUUGUAUGGUUUCGCGUGGCUUUAAGCUCGGUUUGUUGGGCUGAGGUACACAAUUUUUUGCAGUAAAUUUCUUUUCUUCUCAGUGUAUUAAUAAUGAUAAUGUAUGAAGAUGGAGACUUGAUGGCGGAUGAAAGCAUGUUUUUCAUCCAGAUUAUAAAUUGUUACACUCAUAGAUAUACCAUGCUAUCAUUCGGAUU
This is a messenger RNA of Amborella trichopoda, 4067 nucleotides long. Its product is annotated as kinesin-like protein KIN-12C. Gene Ontology annotation, biological process: microtubule-based movement. Lineage: Eukaryota; Viridiplantae; Streptophyta; Magnoliopsida; Amborellales; Amborellaceae. The record is from RefSeq and is a predicted model, not a curated record. Gene Ontology annotation, molecular function: microtubule motor activity; ATP binding; microtubule binding.